Molecule: messenger RNA, 2038 nt
Organism: Sycon ciliatum
Lineage: Eukaryota; Metazoa; Porifera; Calcarea; Leucosolenida; Sycettidae
Product: coadhesin-like
Exons: 6
Coding region: 1-1821 (606 amino acids)
Source: RefSeq, a predicted model, not a curated record
AUGGCAGGCCCCAUCAGCACCAUCUCACCUCAUGCUAGCCCCGUGUACCUGCUGAUGGUGCAUGGUCAAACUGGACGGGCUACGGGAGAUGUUCAAGUGUGUCAGGAGGAGUUUGCACGAAACGGCGCCACCGCACCUGUACUAAUCCACCACCAGCCAAUGGAGGAGCUCAGUGCACUGGAAUCUCACAGCAGCUUCAGACUUGCAGUUGUCCCGUGGAUGGUGGAUGGUCAACAUGGAUGGCACAAGGAGCGUGUUCAUGGUCGCCAUGGUCAUCAUUCAGCCAGUGUAGCAAGACGUGCGGGGGGGACGAAGACAAGAAGGAGAACAUGCUCGUCUCCCUCCCCAGCCCAUGGUGGGUAUAACUGUUCGGGAUUUUCUGCAGAUACAAGGAACUGCUCUCUGCCUUGCCCAAUUCACGGAGGUUGGUCAUCAUGGUCAUCCUACACUCAAUGCAGUAAAACAUGCCAGGGGACCCAGCAACGAACGCGAUUCUGCACUAAUCCACCACCUGCUAACAGCGGUGCAGGGUGUACUGGAGCUCCAACUGAUAUCAGGAUAUGCGGUGCUACCUACUGCCCAGUGGAUGGGAAAUGGUCAACCUGGUCACCAUACAGUGCAUGCAGUGCAACUUGCGAAGGAAGCAAGACUCGAAGCCGGUCAUGCACCGACCCUGCCCCAGUAUAUCUAGGUGCUGAGUGUCAAGGAAUUGCGACUGAACAUGCAAUCUGUGGUGAAGCACAUUGUCCAAUUGACGGGAAGUGGUCAGCCUGGUCACGAUAUGGUGCAUGCAGUGGCACAUGCGAGGGAUACCAGACUAGAAAAAGGAACUGUAGCAACCCGCCACCAGCACACAAGGGGCUUCCAUGCCAGGGCAAAAGCUCUACUCAACAGCAACGAUGCGGCAGAAGUCACUGUCCAGUAGAAGGUGGGUGGUCGCAGUGGUCUCCAAUUAUGAGUGCUUGUUCAGCAGGCUGUGGGACUGGAAGUCGCACUCUGAGGCGUUAUUGCAACAUGCCAGAACCCCGGUAUGGAGGAUUGAAUUGCUCCGGCGAGGGUGAAAGGAAUGAGUCAUGCUUCUCGCGGAAAUGUACAGAAGUGUCUACAGUCAGUUCUGAAAGUCAGCGGAACUCAACUACAAAGGGUGGCGAUCUACAUCCGGGCAGCAGUCCUAUGGAGCCUGCCCAGGGUGAGAGCUCGCAAAUCAACAAAUGGUCACGUUCCACAUUCGUCGGACUCGGUGUUUCAGUGGGUGUUACUAUUCUUCUUUCAACGGUUGCACUCACACUCUGGAAGAUGAACAAGUUGCCAGUGAGGACGUGCCUCGCUGAAAAUCGAGAAGAUGGCGAUCUAGAACUCAGAAAUGAGUUCGGUUCCAACCAGGAUGCCCCUGUUCUGGAUCUGAACACUCCUACAAGCAUGGAAGCCAAUGAGGCGUAUGAGAGCUGUGGAGUCGCAACGAGUGAUGCAUAUGGCUGUGUGGACUUGCGCGUCAAUCAGGUGCUUGGUGACAAGUCUGAAACUGGCGGCGCACGAGAGUCUGAGAGCAUCACAGAAGGAGAAUACGCUUUUAUCCAUGGCGAACUGGAACUCAGAAAUGAGUCCAGUUUUAAUCAUCGUGCUCCUGAUUCGGAUCAGAACAUUCGAACAAGCCUGGAGGCCAAUGAGGCCUAUGAGAGCUGUGGACUCGCCAGAAAUGAUGCAUAUGGCUGUGUGGACCUGCGCCUCAACGAGAUGCUUGGUGGCAACUCUGAAACUGGCGGCUUAGGAGAGUCAGAGAGCACCACAGAGGGAGACUAUACUUACAUCCGUAACCUAUAGUACAAAAAUAAUGAUCAUUCAUAACUUCCAAACACUUUUUCACCAUUCGCUUGAGUUAUGUACAGCGAGCGUCAACUGAUCUCCAUGUAGCAAUGGGCACACGUUUCCCACAGAUGCCUACUCAAAUGUUAUUUCUUAUCUUCCAUCCCUUUGUCUAUCGAGUUGCAUUUCUGUAGUCGAAAGCGUUGCCAUACACCAUGCGCCGUAAUGCUAGCAG